CAGGGGGCGCUGGUUGCCUCUGGGCCGUCUUUUGGUUUACUUUAGUAUCAGAUGACCCUCGCACCCAUCGUCGAAUCAGCAAAGAGGAGAAAGAUUACAUCAUAAACUCGAUUGGACCGCAGGGUACGGGUCACGGCUGGUCCGUGCCCGUUCUGCCGAUGCUGCUGUCGGUCCCUCUGUGGGCCAUCAUCAUCACCCAGAUGUGUGCAAACUGGUCCUACUACACGCUGCUCACCUCCCUGCCCACCUACAUGAACGUCGUCCUGCACUUUGACCUCAAAUCGAACGGUCUCCUCUCCGCUCUGCCGUACUUCGGAGGCUGGUUGGUCUCAACGCUGUCCGGCGUCGCAGCGGACAGUCUGCUCGAGAGGAAGGUGUUCAGCAUCGCUGUCGUACGCAAGCUCUUCACAGUCAUAG
This is a messenger RNA of Plectropomus leopardus (leopard coralgrouper), 417 nucleotides long. The record is from RefSeq and is a predicted model, not a curated record. Lineage: Eukaryota; Metazoa; Chordata; Actinopteri; Perciformes; Serranidae.